Molecule: messenger RNA, 336 nt
Organism: Rotaria sp. Silwood2
Lineage: Eukaryota; Metazoa; Rotifera; Eurotatoria; Philodinida; Philodinidae
Source: the annotation of a GenBank genome assembly
AUGUCAUCUGAAAGCAAUCCUGUUACGAAAAAUCAACCCAUUGUAUUUGAACUUGUCAUAUGUGGUGGUAUCAGUAAACCUCGACCAGUAACUGAAGAAGAUUUAAAAAUUUGGGACAUGGUACCCACAAGUCAUAAGCUUAAACCAGUUCAAGUAGCUACACAAGUUGUAGCUGGAAUGAAUUAUUUUUUCAAGGUUGACUUACCUGAUAAAAAGUGUGCAGCUGCUCGUGUUUAUCAUGUUGGAUGGAAAAAAGAGACUCAUGGAAAAGCAGAACAAGUUGCUGUACAUGCUAAACUUAGUGAAAAUUCAAAUGAAGAAUUUGAUUGGUUUUAA